CUUUUAUCGAACUUCAACCAUGACCUACAUCCUGGUCAAGGUCUCAUGAAAUGGACAGUGCACGUGCGCACCGUGCCAAGCAGGAGCUCCACGCAGAGCGGGACGUGCUCCUGAAACGGGCGGACCACCGGGUGGAUGCCCACAGCACCCAGAAGGAUGAUGGCAAGAACAAUGCUCGUGCCUUGCUGUGGACGUGCGGACUCCUCCUCCUGCCCAGUGUUGCCUACAUAUCUAUAAUGCUUGCCUGGUUCUUCACCUUCCAUGAUUCCAUCGCCAAGUUCCUGGCCAUCUUUGUGUGUUGUCUUGCAGCUUCCGUAGUUGUCAUUGUUCUCAGUUUCAGAUGGUUGACUGGGAAAGCGCGCCCCUGGCUAUGGUGGGUGGGGUUCUUUACCUUCCAAGCCUCUUUGGCAGCGUUGGUGAUUGGCUUCUUCCUUUACUACCGAAACUUGAUCUACUACUGGAACUACAAUGAGAUGCGGAGCUACACCAAUGUGGCCGCAGCCCAAGAUGAUGCGGCCUUUCCAGAUGCCUACAUGUUCCUCUUUACAGAGGACACCCGCCUGGAUAUCCAGCGAGCGGUUGGCUACAAAUCAAGGUGGACGGGAAAGGUCUACUGUGUGGCACCGCUGGUGGACACCACGAUGUCAGCUGUGGAACCCAUCUAUUAUUGGGCCAUUGGCGAAGACUGCUGCGAAGCGCGCUCCGACUUCCACUGUGGAGAUGCACAGGACCCCUCUACUCGCAGUGGCUUAGUGGCCCUGAAACCAGCCAAAAUCGUGAGGCCUUAUAUGAGAUGGGCUGUCAGAGGCUCGCCUUACCAACGAUUUGAGAAGGCUGUGCGAUUAGAGGAGGCUACCCAUGUCACCCAGGCGGCCCCAGAUCCGACAUUCAUCUACUGGAGCAGCGACCCGAUAGCCCUGAAGGACUCCUUCUACAAGGAGGCGGUGCAUUCUUGCGUACUUUGGAGUUUGAUCUACUUUGCCGUGCUGCUGGUGCUCUCCUGUUUCACUGCCUGGAGGCGGCUUGUGCCGCAGAGGAAACAUGCCGGUGUGAUGAGAUAUGCAGACUGAGGGCGUUUUUUUGGUCGGAUUGGUUUCACCCAGUCAGAUGGAGGAUCGGUGCCAACCGGUGCCAAUCUCUGCGACCAAAUGGCUCAUGUUGCUUGGUUUUGUAUGCAUUAGGAGUUGAGG
Molecule: messenger RNA, 1190 nt
Organism: Cladocopium goreaui
Lineage: Eukaryota; Dinophyceae; Suessiales; Symbiodiniaceae
Source: the annotation of a GenBank genome assembly